CUGAUUUGGAUUGUCACUGCGUGUUUGUAGUUGGCCGCCUGCAGGGACGCGCAGGCUCCCAUCGGUGGGAAUCGGGGCCAAAGGGAGCCGGAUCAGAGGUGUCAGCCCGGGAAACAGGGGAGGAUGACUGGAUGGAGAUGUUGUGACAGCGUCGGCUGACACACGCUUUCUACUCUGAGGUUGAUGUUAAAAACUGCGAAGAAGACAACCCGUCCUCCUGUGUGUUGUUAGGCCGAGGCUGCGUGGCGACGGGGUGUGGAUCUGAUGGUGGCUCACGCUGUACUGUAUAUUCCCCCCUUUUGCAAAUUGGAGCAAAUUGCCUCUGCCUGCAGCUGACUCGCUCUGCACGACGACUGAAGUUCAUGUUGAGAGAUUAAAGACUAGAGGCAGUUUGGAAAAGCCCUGCAUUGCCCGUGGUCCUUUCAGAUUCCAACCAUCCCCAUCAAUGAAUACUCCCUCCCUCCCUCCCUCCCUCCCUCCCUCAUGCUCCUCCCUCAGUUCAGACCUCUGAGCCUCCCUCUGCCUCUCCUCAUCCGACCGUUCCACUCCUCAACUCACUCUUUUCCUGAAGCCCAGAGGGACUGACCUUUCACCUCCUGACAGCUCACAGAAUGCCUUUCGGGGGAGGAAACAAGUGCGGCUGCUGCCAGAAAACCGUCUACUUCGCCGAGGAGGUGCAGUGCGAGGGGAAGAGCUGGCAUAAAUCCUGCUUUCUGUGCAUGGUCUGUAAGAAGAACUUGGACAGCACCACAGUGGCCGUCCACGUGGAUGAGAUCUACUGCAAGUCCUGCUAUGGCAAGAAGUACGGGCCCAAAGGUUACGGCUUCGGGGGCGGGGCCGGCACCCUGAGUAUGGACACCGGAGAGGGACUUGGAAUCAAGCCCGAAGUGCAAGCCCCUCACCGGCCCACAAACAACCCCAACCCCAACGCCUCCAAGUUCACCCAGAAGCCAGGCGGCUCAGAUGUGUGUCCCCGAUGCGGGAAGACGGUGUACGCCGCCGAGAAGGUUGUCGCAGGAGGCAACUCCUGGCACAAAGGCUGCUUCCGCUGCGCCAAGUGUGGAAAAGGACUCGAGUCCACGACGGUCGCUGACCGGGACGGGGAGGUCUUCUGCAAAGGCUGCUACGCAAAGAACUUCGGUCCCAAAGGGUUCGGCUUCGGUCAGGGUGCAGGAGCUCUGGCUCACUCCCAGUGAAGCUGGAGCGAGGACUCACCUCACUGUGAUGCCGUCGUCGACAUCCAGCCUACUUUAAUCUGCCCGCCCACCGCAGCUAAAGGCAAAGAGGAACGAAAGAGGCGCACAGCGCACAGCUUCUUGUACGAGCUCACCGAGCCGAUUGAGCUUUCUAUGUCACGUAUGUUAUGACGAUGCUCAUCAAGUGUUUCAAACUAAAUUCUAACUGUGUUCGGAUGUGCUCAUUGUGUGUGUGUGUGUGUGUGUGUGUGUGUUUGUUGACUGCAAAUCGAAGAGACACUUCCACUGUAGUAAUAUGAUUAAGUUUGGCAAAUGUUGAGUUUGAUUAAUGUCCGAAUCGGUCUGGAGCAGACCCAAGAUAAAGCUUUCCCGCCUCACGUGUCACAUGGUGGUGUCUUCAGAUGCGCUUUCAUCCCGAGACACAAGACAAACGGACAAUGGAAGUUGUACUAACAGCCCCGUGAUGCUGCUCUGGCCCGCUCCACACCGGCGCCAUUGUUCUGUUUACGGUCCUGGUGCGAUGAAAUCAUGGCGCCGCCGGGCGAGCUUCGACAUGAAAAAAAAAACAGAGCUAAAGGCCAGCGGUUGUUUGGGGGAACAAACGGAGUCGCAGUGCUCGGGCCGAAGGGCCCCGCAGCUGUCUGUCAGCGCGUCAGCUGUAAUGGGUUUGUCCUCUGACCUUUGCCUUGAGUCUCCUUCUGUGUCAAGAUACUGUGGACAUGUGCUUUUAAAUGCCUUCAGCACUUUGCCCAGCAGAGGGCCCCCUAGUCUACCAGCAGAGGGCCCCCUAGUCUACCAGCAGAGGGCCCCCUAGUCAACCAGCAGAGGGCCCCCUAGUCAACCAGCAGAGGGCCCCCUGGUCUACCAGCAGAGGGCCCCCUAGUCAACCAGCAGAGGGCCCCCUAGUCAACCAGCAGAGGGCCCCCUGGUCUACCAGCAGAGGGCCCCCUAGUCAACCAGCAGAGGGCCCCCUAGUCAACCAGCAGAGGGCCCCCUGGUCUCCCAGCAGAGGGCCCCCUAGUCAACCAGCAGAGGGCCCCCUGGUCUACCAGCAGAGGGCCCCCUGGUCUCCCAGCAGAGGGCCCCCUAGUCAACCAGCAGAGGGCCCCCUGGUCUACCAGCAGAGGGCCCCAUGGUCUCCCAGCAGAGGGCCCCCUAGUCAACCAGCAGAGGGCCCCCUAGUCAACCAGCAGAGGGCCCCCUAGUCUACCAGCAGAGGGCCCCCUAGUCAACCAGCAGAGGGCCCCCUAGUCUCCCAGCAGAGGGCCCCCUAGUCAACCAGCAGUGGGACAAUUCAAACAAACUCCACUUUUACCAGCUGUAUUGCAUCGCUUUAUUGCAUCAUUAAUCAAAAAGAUCAUAAAGGCUGACAAUAAAUAUAAUGUUUGA
Pungitius pungitius (ninespine stickleback) is the source of this 2585-nucleotide messenger RNA. RefSeq names its product cysteine and glycine-rich protein 1b (gene csrp1b). Bases 612 to 1196 code for a protein of 194 amino acids. The transcript has 7 exons. Gene Ontology annotation, cellular component: Z disc; cytoplasm; nucleus. Gene Ontology annotation, biological process: muscle tissue development; sarcomere organization. NCBI's taxonomy places the organism in Eukaryota, Metazoa, Chordata, Actinopteri, Perciformes, Gasterosteidae. The record is from RefSeq and is a predicted model, not a curated record. Gene Ontology annotation, molecular function: actinin binding; structural constituent of muscle.